AUGGGCACCCUUGCGAGUCACUCCGGCAUGUCGUCCGCUGGCAUCGCUUCCGCCACCCCCAGCAUCAGUGACCUUGAUGGUUACAACUUCCGCGACUACCAAUUUCCUUCCAGCACUAGCUAUGCACCUGUCUCAUCUGGAGACGACGAUUUCGGCUUUGACCCACCACAGAAACCUCUGGUGCUCAACGACUUCCAAGUUUACAGUCCACCAGAUGACUAUGCUAUGUCUCAAUGGCCUGAGUUCGAGCGGGACGAUGACUUGAAGCCAUCUACAGAAAUGCCGCUCAACCUCGACAGCUACGAGAUGGACAAGUUCAUCACCUCUGUGUUACCCAACCCCACCACGGCCAUCUCACGAUAUGGCCAAAUGACACCGCCACGAUCGAACUCCACGGCUAGCUCUGACUCAAAAGAGGACAAAUUGUCUCCCAAGUCUCAAUCGGCCGACCCAAAACUACGAAGACGGGGGAAAGGUCGCCCGAAAGCUACAGAGGCAGCCUCUGUACCGCCUAAGGCGACUACCGCGGGGCGGAAGCGAAAGGCCACGCGAAAGUCUUCCACCACGAUCGAACAAGGAGACUCGCCAGAAGCGCAGAAGAGAAAACAGUCACUCGAGAAGAACAGACUGGCUGCUGCUAAGUGCCGGAUCAACAAGAAGGAGAAGACGGAAAAACUACAACGUGACUCGCAAGAGAAAGCCAUUGAGAAUGCCUACCUCAAAGAUCAGAUCAUGCGCAUGAAGGACGAGAUCCAACAGAUGAACGCAGUCCUUGUCGCGCAUGCAAACUGUGAAGGAUGCAAAUCUCCCGAAGAGAUUCAGGCCCACCUCAAUGCUCUCGGCAACGAGUUUUUCACUCAGCAGCUGGCCCUGGCCAGUCACAACUUUGGAGAAUUUCCUCAGGUGAACUUCUCCAGUAUACCCGUCCUGCCCGACACUUUCUUUCCCGGCCCGAGCGAGGGUGACAUGCUACAUCCGCCUCUGCCAGAGUUUAAUCGCUCUGCAGAGUUCGAGGUUCACACUCCGGCACCGGCCGAUUGA
Cladophialophora psammophila CBS 110553 is the source of this 1041-nucleotide messenger RNA. RefSeq lists its product as uncharacterized. Gene Ontology annotation, molecular function: DNA-binding transcription factor activity; DNA binding. Gene Ontology annotation, biological process: regulation of transcription by RNA polymerase II. The transcript has a single exon. The record is from RefSeq and is a predicted model, not a curated record. The coding region runs from base 1 to 1041 and encodes 346 amino acids. NCBI's taxonomy places the organism in Eukaryota, Fungi, Ascomycota, Eurotiomycetes, Chaetothyriales, Herpotrichiellaceae.